AGAUAGCGACUGUAAUGACCUCAGCAGCGUCUCAACAAGUAAAUGCACAGAAAGGACGACUAUGUGCGGCAAGAACCAUAGACGAAAGCGAGAAAAGGAUGUAUAUGACGGCCAUCCGAGAAACACAAACACAGAUGGAAAAUACCAUAGUAAAAAUUUCCUCGUCAUUGAGGGAGGCUCAACAAACAGCGACAAAUAGGUUAAGCAAACAACAAUUUUUUGCAGUGCUUACGGGUAUGACAGGUUUUCUUUCCGCCGAAGGUCCAUUCGACUCCAUUAAGACAGCUAUUACAAUUGCCGAGUACGAUGCAAACAAAGCUUGUCUUACAUCUCUUGAUUCCGUUAUUGGAAGUGUCAAGGAAUGGCUGACUUUUGGGAAACACGUGCCUCUGACCGAUUCCAGUGAAUUGGACUUUGACAAAGUUAAUGUUAGCUCAGUUCCUGAUAUGAUGAAGGCCAAACUAGAGAUGAAUAAAGAACAGUUUGCUGCUGACUUGGUAUGCCUGCUGGAUGAGGCUACUAAACCUCGUGACGUUGCCAGUCUUAAAGCGGAAAUUGAGUCCUUUUUCGUUUUGGGCGCAGCUCGCAUCGACAUGAUAGCAAAAAUUAUGGACCUUGACAACACUAUUGGGGGACACAAUUUUGAUAUCCCACUUCUGGAAAAGACAGAGAAAGCAAUUACUGAACUCAGCAACCCAACAGAUGCUUCUAUAACCAAUGAACUUCGGCAAACCUUCCUGGAACAUCUGCUUGGUACUUACAAAGAACUGGAACGGUCGUUUAUGGAAAAUAUCUAUGAGCUCCAGAAAGCCCUUGGUUUCCGUACCCUCUGGAACUUGGAUGAUAUCAUGAGCUCGUUCCAACGUAUCGCCUCAGAAAGUGCGCUGGGCACCGGGCAACUUAAUGGUGCAGUUGAACUCUCUCAAGUAUCUCAGAGGUUGUCCGACAUUACAUCGAAGGCCACACGCUGUUUCUCUAAGCUGCAUUACAGAACUAAAGUCCACAAAUGGAGUUUUGAUAAUGUGAAAGACAAACAGAUGUUUGAGGAAAUUAAAACGGGUUCAACAACAUUCAGUAUAGGAGAGGACCAAAUUUGUAGCACAUGUCACAAUGCUCGGCUUAUAAAAAUGUAUGUUGAGCUCUAUGGUACUGAGAAACAACCUACAAGCGUUUGGGAUGAGGUCAGACUCGAUGUCCGCCAUCUAAGCAGAGCUUAUUUCCGCGCUGGUGAUGGCCAAAUAAAACAAUACCUUACGCCAAUAACAGAUUUCAGGGACCUUACGUUUGACCGUUUUAAAAUCAGCAAUGAGGAAUGUUGCCGGGAAAGUAAAACAGACCCCACCAAAUCUGAGGAGAAUGUCUGCGUCGAAGAGGAUGAUGAACGCCUGAAAGCAAUGUGCAGCCACCCAUUAAAUGGUGGCUCGGCCAAUGGUUUGAUGAUGGGAAAGGACGAAUGUACGAGCCCGUCUGGCUUUUACGAGCUCAAAAUCCCUGUUAACAAAAAGUUGCCCUGCACGGCACCUAUAAUGCGAGACACCAAUUGCAAAGAUAUUGAUCUCGCAAAGUUUACUAACAUGAACGUUUGGGUGUAUUACAUUUACUGGUCAAAUGUUUACCCAAGGGAUCCGAAUGACCCUGUAUGCAACAUCCACAAGGAUUCAACUAAGAGUCAUUGAUUGAAAACAUCCAAAAGUUAACGCCAUGAUGUCCGAGAUGAUGAACCGAAACGUCGAUCCUCUUGGUUUGUAAUGAAACGUUUUCAAAAUUAUCUGGGAUACGAGAUUACAUGAAAAUGUAAAAGAAAUCUCACUUUUCCUCAAUGGAAUUUGUGUGGUAUUUCUUUUGUAUUUCCAUGUAACCUUGGCGAAAAUUCUACGCAUGUAACAAGGUCGUAUAAUUACCUAUCACGUGAUACAAAUAAAAAUAGCAUUGAAGCA
Molecule: messenger RNA, 1937 nt
Organism: Actinia tenebrosa (Australian red waratah sea anemone)
Lineage: Eukaryota; Metazoa; Cnidaria; Anthozoa; Actiniaria; Actiniidae
Source: RefSeq, a predicted model, not a curated record